UCCGAUGCACUCAUCACAAUAGCCAAAAUACUGUAACUUAUAGUACCGUGCGCAGCAGACAAUGAUCUCAAUGAAAGAAUCAUUAUAAUAUUGCAACUUACAGUGUAAGAAAGGUUCCAAAAUCCAACAUUGAUACAAAUAUUUCCUGAAACGAUCAACAGUUAUGCAAAUGAUCACUUAACAUGCCCUUACUUAACAAAAUAGUUUGGAGUUCUAUCAUACUAUUUGGUAAGCACAAAGGACUCGCUCGUUUAAGAAAAAGAAUAUAAAAUUUUAGAUAAGUUGGCGAAAUAUGCUCUGUUUGCAGCUACGUGGACUCCAUUAAAGAGUUUUAUGAGAAGAGAAUGUCGCAUAUACGUAUAACGCGGUGAUGGUCGGAAAGAAGUGGGAAGAUAACGAACUAGGCAGUAGCGAAAGCCUGGGUAGUACACACCCCCAUAAGGUAAGUGUUGUACCUUUACCGACCGAGCACCCGCUACUGCUGCGAUCACACUCCAGUCGCAAUUAAUAUAUAGUAUCUUGCACACAGUGAUUUAACUUCAGUAUUUGGCUAUGCGGUAACUCUUCUAUGCCCUUCAUCUUGAGGGUAAUUUUCCAUUCAUGAAAGUGUAGCGAAGAUACUAUUUUUGCAUUAUUGCAAAUGCGAAUACGUUUAUGGGCAGAUGUCGAUGAAAGACUGCACGCGCAGUGCUGUGAAUGGACGAAUAGAGAGAUAGAUCAGUGAAAAAAUAGGCAGCAAAACAGGCGAACAAACCUGUAAAUAAAUAGACCGAUCGAGGCUUGGCUCUAUGAUCAGACGAGAAAAGAAAAGCAGGGACUGCGAUUGAGCAGACAGAUGAUAAUGGAAAUAUGUAGAGACUGAAAGAUUUCACUAAAUCCAAUCGGAAUAUUUUCAAUCUACUUAUACAACUAAUAAAUUAAAGCACAAGCCCGUUAGCUCGAAGCCAACUUGAAAGAUUUAUAAAUGUGAAAAGCAAAAAAUGAAUUUUAAUGAAAUUCAAAAUCCAGUUUAGAAAGCAGACUUUAAACAUAUGUACAUUACGAACACGUAAUAAUUUACAUUGCGGAAGUGCUGCCAAAUUAAGUAUUACACUUAACAAACAACAACUACAAAGACUCCAACAAAACCAACAAUAACAAUAACAAAUACACCGCAUUAUGGCAGUCGUGCAUGUCCUGUGUUGGAUAAUUUUCCUUUCAACGAUAUCAGCCCUGCCAGAAAUACCAUCGAAAGGCAAACAUACACGCGGUGGCGGUGGUGUUGGUGAAAUAUCGCAAACAUCAGUUGAAGAUUCUGAUAUGCCACGUUUUGCUGAACCGGUAGCAAAUGUCACUGUAUCAGUGGGUAGAGAUGCUUUGCUAGCAUGUGUUGUGGAAAAUUUAAAAGGCUACAAAGUAGCUUGGGUUCGUGUCGAUACUCAGACCAUACUUUCUAUACAUCAUAACGUUAUAUCACAAAAUAAUCGCAUUAGUCUAACAUAUAAUGAUCAUCGUUCAUGGUAUCUGCAUAUUAAGGAAGUCGAAGAAACAGAUCGUGGCUGGUAUAUGUGUCAAGUUAAUACUGACCCUAUGCGUUCACGGAAAGGCUAUCUACAAGUAGUAGUACCGCCUCUGAUAGUGGAAACUAUGACAAGCAAUGAUAUGGUGGUGCGUGAAGGCUUAAAUGUUACGUUAAUGUGUAAGGCUCGCGGCUAUCCGGAGCCAUAUGUAAUGUGGCGUAGAGAGGAUGGCGAAGAAAUGCUAAUAGGCGGUGAACACGUUAACGUCGUUGAUGGUGAACUUUUGCUUAUAACCAAAGUGAGUCGUUUGCAUAUGGCUGCUUAUCUAUGCGUAGCUUCAAAUGGUGUACCACCCUCCAUUAGUAAACGUGUACAUCUACGCGUACAGUUUCCUCCCAUGCUUUCCAUACCAAAUCAGUUGGAAGGUGCCUAUGUAGGUCAAGAUGUCGUACUAGAAUGCCAUACUGAAGCAUAUCCAGCUUCGAUAAAUUAUUGGACCACCGAAAGAGGAGAUAUGAUUAUAUCAGAUACUUCACGUGCUGGUGAUAAAUAUGAAACCACUUCCACGGUAAGUGGUUAUACAAAGUAUAUGAAAUUGAAAAUACGUAAUGUAGGGACCAAUGAUUUUGGUACCUAUCGAUGCGUAGCAAAAAAUUCAUUGGGCGAAACGGAUGGCAACAUUAAACUUGACGAAAUGCCUGCUCCCACUACAGCCAUCAUAUCGGAAAUGGCGAUGUUGAAUCGCAGUUUAGAUGGCAAACGACGCAAUAGAAACAAAUUAGAUUCAAAUGUUUUACCAGACUACGGUGUGGAAGAGUGGCGUGAUGGUGCCGGAACUGGCGGCAACAAUAAUAAUCACCAGGCAUCAAUGCGUAAUCCACCCGAUGCAUUUCACAAUUCGGCUCGCGGAUUGGCACAAUACAAUCUACUCAAUGGUAUAAUUCAAGCAUUUAAAAUGCAAUUGUCGAGCUUUUUUAAGGGUCUUAUGUAUUACACGAAAAGUCUGCUGCAGACAUUAAAGACCACUCUAGAUAAAAUUGAAACAAUUGCAAACUAUCAACAAUACGUGAAGAAACCUCAGUGUGAGACGAAAAGAAUAGCAACAAAAAUAAUAUCAACAAGAAGAAUGCUAUACAAAAACACAAGAGCAACUACAAAAAGAGAGAACAAUUACAAAAAGGAGGCAAAGAAACUGUUACCGACAAUGAUGUUGAUAUUAUCAACAGCUUUGCAUGUAACAAUAAAGCAAGAAAUGAGAAAAAACCAUUUUAAUAUAAAGCGAAAGGACAAAGAAAGCCAAAGAGGUGAAGAUGGUGGUGGGGGUGGGGGAACAUCAACGGAGACAGUUGUCAUAAGUAUAGCGAAACAAAGAAUAUGUGGCUUAAUGCGGCUUCAUUCUCAUUGUUGUUGCUCAAGCAAAGCUAACAGUAAAAAUAGUUACAACUGUGAUAACAGCAACAGCAUCGACGUCUGCCACGGAAGCUGGCAAAAUAGCAAAUGUUCUACAUACCCAAGGCCGUACGCAAAUUGCCAAUUUCAAGCACUCUGCAAUACGGUAACGCCAAAUGGAAAUAAUUGCGCUCAGAGGCCUAUUUUCACACAAAAACAGCAACAACAAAUCAUUAGCUAUUCAUUUUACGGCGAAAAUGGUAUUUAUAAACAGAACGAGAACACGACGCUACAACUUGCGACAAACAUAAAUGCCGUUAACUUGGGGAACCAUGCGUUCUGCCUAACAAUUGUCGUAACCGCGUGGUUGGUGCUCUUGGUGACGAUGUUAGCCAGCGGCAAUUGCAGCAAGUUCCAUGUAAUUGGCAUUUUUAUUGUUCAACCAAAAAUUGAAGACAACGCCACCGGCAGCCCCACCGUACAUAAUCAUUCAGUCAGCACUCAACCUCGUAUGGAUAACGUGUACAACCUCUUAAUGGUCGAUAGUAACCUCUCUCCUAAACAAAAUCGACAUUUAAAUGCUUACAGCAUAUCAAAAACAACAUUAAUAGGACGAGCAAUAGCAACAACUAAAGUGGCGACAAACCUUACCGACAACAUUGACAUUUCAAAAUUUGAAAUCAUUUCACGUUUAAUGGUACAGGACAACGGUGGCGAUGAUGGUGACGGCUUAAAUAAUUUCGUUUGGCAUUGGUUUGCGUACACAUCUCAAUGGUUGUUCUUAUCAUCAAUAUUUUCAAAUAAUAUCACUCUGUCGUUACUCUUAUUACGUUUAGCAACAAUUGAUAGAUGAAAUGCAUUAGAUUAAAAAUUUCAUUUUGCAUAAAAUGCCCGCAUACACAGCAACUGAAAAAUUCAUAGAAAACACUCUAUAACGAUAUUUAGUUUAUCUUUGAUUUAUGCCAUUUCGAAAGAGCGUGAAAGGAAAGGAUAUUAUUUAUACAUCUCGUUAAAAAUGAAUUUUAAAUUUUUUUUAUAAAAAAGAAAGCGCAUAAAUAGACUAAAUUUUAAAAAUUUCAUGUAACAUACCGCAAAAGACAUUCUUCCAACUCCGAUUAUAUCGAUCGCAUUAAAAAUGAUUUUUAAUCAACCUAAGAAUGUUCAUCGCAUUUCUAAGCGUUCAUUUCAAACCGUACAUGUUUCAAUAAUAUAUUCGCAAAUUUCAGCAUAAAUUUGCCUCUGGUGUAAUAUUCUGCUCGGAUCAUUCCAUGAAUGGUUAUUCGACUUCAAUGGAAAACCGCUUAGAAAAGGGUUUUAAUUAUUUGGACAUACACCGAAGAAAUUACAGAUAGCCUAAGGGUACGCAUCCAUAACGAACCCCCCGAAAGUGAUAUAUACACCUUUGCAUCUUAAAAUUUUGAGGCACAAGGUCGAUGUGGGCGUUUAAUAUGCAAAAAAUGUGAGAAUUCUUAAGCUUUAACUCAAGCCUCUAACUUUCCGAAAAAGUAAAACAUUUUCGCCAGCACAGGCUCUUGGAGUAAUUCAGUUUUAAAGCAACGUACAUGAUCGAAAAUCAUAAAAGAAACAAAACAGACGUCAAUUUCAUUAUGGAUUUUAUCUAAAAUUUUCAAUAAAAAUAAAAAUCAAUCCAAUAAAAUUCAAGGCACUUUACGUCUUCAUUGCAAACCACUACUUAAGUCUAUCACCUUUUUCUAUGUAUACAUGUCCCUUCUGAUCUAUUGGUCGAAAGAUAUUCAUGCGACAUGAGAUUCUCUUUUUCGCCCUGCCAUCGAAAGUGAGAAAGGUAAUGGUUUAGGAUUGCGUAGGGUAUAAUUUUGACCCAGCAAGAAAAUAUCCCGUUUUCUCUUCAUAUUCUCUUACCACAAUAUGCCUCCUAAAUUGAAAUUUUAAACUGAUUAAAGAUAUCUAGGUAGUCGGUCUAAAAUUUUUCUAAUAUAUAUAAUGAACUUCCAACUUUUCAGCAAUUAAAAGAAAUUUACACAAUAUUUUGUACAAUUUUUAUUUAAAUAUUUCGAAAAUUCAACCUUUAUAGGCGUGAAAAAAGUAUCCUCACAGCACUCACUAUAGCUCGUAAUAAAUUCAUUUGACUUCAAAACCCAAGCAUUCUCUGUUAAUAGGUGGGAAUAGCUCGUGAGUCGGCAAAAAAUCUUCGAAAAAUGUCAAAUUUUUCGAUAAAUUUACACCAUGGGUUGGCUUGCAAAUUAGGUCGCAAUCAAUCCCUAGUCAAUCCUAUUUGGAAAGAGUACGCAAACUCUUAACAAGGUUGAUGUAUUAAUUUCGGAAAAACCCCGUCAACCGAAGCGAUCUUUCCUACAGUUUUACUCCAAUAGAACUGAAAUUAUUAGAAAAAAUGUCUUAAGUAUCCAAAGCAAUGUAAAUUUUUAAUGCGUUACUGGAGAACAAACUCCUUACUUUAACGGUAUGGUAUAGCAUUUGGAAUAUUUAGUCUACGAUUACUGUACGCAAUAUUGUUAAGUUACAUGCAAUAAAUCAAUAGGCAAACGGAAAUUCAUUUCAUUUAGGCGCUUAUUGAGCGAUUAUUAAAGAUAUGGAAAGCGAUAAAUUAAGUAAAUUAUUAUUUGCUAUGGUAUUUGUAAUGCAAUUCGUUUAUUUUUCUUCUU
Messenger RNA from Glossina fuscipes, 5530 nucleotides. RefSeq lists its product as uncharacterized. The record is from RefSeq and is a predicted model, not a curated record. The coding region runs from base 1159 to 3741 and encodes 860 amino acids. The transcript has 13 exons. Gene Ontology annotation, cellular component: neuron projection. NCBI's taxonomy places the organism in Eukaryota, Metazoa, Arthropoda, Insecta, Diptera, Glossinidae.